AUGGCCAACAACUUGGACAACGAGGUUCAUCUCGUCGCCGACGACUUCGAUGACGAGGUUACUGAUAGCGAGGCGGAUCUCGAAAGCCUUCACUCGGAGACCACUAGCGUCAAAGACUCCAUUCGUGAGUACCGGAUGGAGAAUGGUAGAUCAUACCACAAAUACAAAGAUGGCAAUAUGCAACAUGAGAUCUGCUUCCUCACAUUUCAUGGGAAACUUGGAAUUGCUCCGCCUUGUGAACCUGACGCCAAAGUUGGGCGCGUUCUCGAUCUUGGCACCGGUACCGGUCUUUGGGCCAUUGAGUACGGCGAUGCGCACCCUGAAGCCGAGAAAGCUAACUAUGAGCUCGUCAGCGUACCCCCGAACGUGCGAUUCGAAGUCGACGACAUGGAGGAGGAAUGGCUGUACUCGCGGCCCUUUGACUACAUUCACAGUCGCUUUAUCAAUGCGAGUAUUGCUGAUUGGGAGAAGUUGAUCAGGAAAGCGUAUAAGAAUCUUGAGCCGGGCGGCUGGUACGAAAUACAGGAGGCAGCUUUCCCUAUUGUGUGCGACGACGGCACUCUGACUCCAGACAUGCCGUUGAGCCGACUUGGGAGCCUGGUCACUGAGGCGGCGGAGAUGUUCGGGCGGCCAUUCAUUGAGGUCCCAUCAUUGAAGAAAGUCCUUCUUGAGGUUGGGUUUGAAGACGUCCAGCUGAACUCCUACAAGUGGCCGACAAACACCUGGCCCAAGGACGACCAUCACAAAAGAAUCGGCGAGUGGAACUUGCACAACUUUGCAGAUGCGGCUGCGUCGGUGGCCAUGGCACCCCUUACCCGUGCUCACAACUGGACAAAGGAAGAAGUAAUGGUGUUUCUUAUUGGUGUGCGGAAGAAUUUGAGAGACAGGAAUAUCCAUGCCUACUUUCCCGUGUAA
Colletotrichum spaethianum is the source of this 915-nucleotide messenger RNA. RefSeq names its product putative methyltransferase tdiE. Gene Ontology annotation, molecular function: methyltransferase activity. The transcript has 6 exons. The record is from RefSeq and is a predicted model, not a curated record. NCBI's taxonomy places the organism in Eukaryota, Fungi, Ascomycota, Sordariomycetes, Glomerellales, Glomerellaceae. Bases 1 to 915 code for a protein of 304 amino acids.